This is a messenger RNA of Penicillium waksmanii, 1224 nucleotides long. RefSeq lists its product as uncharacterized. Gene Ontology annotation, cellular component: mitotic spindle; DASH complex. The record is from RefSeq and is a predicted model, not a curated record. Bases 1 to 1224 code for a protein of 407 amino acids. NCBI's taxonomy places the organism in Eukaryota, Fungi, Ascomycota, Eurotiomycetes, Eurotiales, Aspergillaceae. Gene Ontology annotation, biological process: mitotic cell cycle. The transcript is spliced from 6 exons.
AUGGCCGUCCGAUCUACCGCCGAGGAAAUGGAGAGGCUUCAGCUUUCCGAUGAAGAUACCGAGGACCUCUGGGAUUCUCCUUCUAAAAGGCAAACACGCCAGACCUUCAAACAACGAUCCUCUGAAGAGCACAUUGCCCCCGAACCUCGGCCAAUCCAGGAUAACAGCGACAAUGCGUUUGAUCGCGAAGAAGCCCGUGAAGCCGCUCUUCACCACGAGCUCCAAAGUGUGCGAAACAUCAACGAGGUUCUUGAAGGGUUGCUUGGGAGUAUUGAUCGGGCCAAAGGAAAUAUGGAGACUGUGUCAAAAACAGUCACCUCCGCCUCAACUCUCCUCAACACAUGGACCCGGAUCCUGUCGCAGACCGAACACAACCAACGGCUGAUUUUGAACCCCAAUUGGCAGGGUGCAACACAAGACGUGGCCGAUAUAGAGAAUGAGGCUAUUGAAAAACAGCAAGCGGCAGAACGACGGGAACGGGCACUCCAGGAACAACGUGAGGCAGCAGCACGUCGGGCAGAGGAGGAAGAACGAAGACGCGUCUUGAACCCCAAAGCCGGCCGGGGAGCCAGUCGAGGAACUGUGCGAAGUACCGGCCUCGGCAGAACCCCGAGCGUGAGCACCUCUCGAACGGGCGCCACGCGUGGCACAUCAACAGCGAAUGCAGGGACUCGCCGGCCCCUCAGUGGGAUUGCUAGAGGCAGUGGGAUCGCCCGUGAGCUCGAAAGGGCCCUGUCCCCGCCAAACCUAGAGAGUCGCGUCAAAUCCCCUAACCUCCGCUCACCCCGGGCAUCUGCCGACUUACCUUCGCCGGGUCAUUUCGCAGGAGGUGGACAUGGCAACACUGGCUUUGGUCGGGAUAUUGAGGGCGGUCAUGUGAGCCUAGGUGCAUUUGAGACCAGCCUGCCGGUUCGCAUGGAUGUGGAAGCUAUGCUGGCAUAUCUACUUCUGCCUCCAGCCGGAGGAGUCUUUCUGCUCUUGGCCGAGCACAAGAGUGAUUACGUUCGAUUCCAUGCGUGGCAAUCUAGUAUGCUCUUCAGUGCUAUUUUCGUCAUCCAUCUCAUCUUCGCCUGGUCUUCCUUCCUCUCCUGGACCCUCUUCAUAAUCGAUAUCCUACUUAUUGGGUUUCUCAGCAUGCGCGCUUAUCGUGAUGUCGACACAUUAGAUCACUUCGAGGUUCCUUUCAUCGGUCGUAUGGCUAACUCCUUCGUGGACAACGAAUGA